This is a messenger RNA of Rotaria sp. Silwood1, 1020 nucleotides long. The record is from the annotation of a GenBank genome assembly. Lineage: Eukaryota; Metazoa; Rotifera; Eurotatoria; Philodinida; Philodinidae.
AUGACUUGCUUACAACCAACAGGAUCAAAAGACAAUUUAAAAGAUGUACAAUGGUUGUGGAAGUCAAACUCAGAUCCAUGGUCAGAAUCAGUGCCAGCUGAAUGGAGUCAUUAUUCAGACGUGGAAAAUCUAAUUAUUGAAGGUGCAUUCUUAGAUACACAAUCACGAGUCACUUUAGAUGAUUAUUACAUUGAUUUUCAAGAUAAUCGUCAAGUAUCCAAUAUUGAUAAUUAUAAGCAAAGACCUGUUCAACGAGUCGUACGUAACCGAGAAGAUAAACAUUUACGAAAAGCACGUUUUAUGGAUCUUUCAACUACAUCGACACGUUUGUUCGGUGGGCAAUAUGGUUGGAUAUCACCAUUUAUCAUUGAAGUUCGCCGAGAUUUGGGUCUUAAACUUGAUGAUUUACCUUCGAAAAAGCCAAAUAUGAUUCCUAUGCUUGUUGAAAAAGCUGCUUGUGGUAUAAUUGACGAAGGAAAAUAUCUUCGAAAAAAACAAGAAGCUGAAAAAAUAGCUAAUAUGCUUAGAGAAAAAAAGAACGAAAGCAUGAAAGAAGUAUGGAAAUAUUGUGCUUAUCUUUAUUCUUUGGAAAGUUUUCUAUACAAAACAUUGAAUACAGCUAUGAGAUUCGUUGGAGACAAAGAUCAAGAAAAUGUAUGGAGAAGUAAAAUUCGUACAUUAGGUCCAUUUUGUUUACUACUUUGGGAUGAUCCAAUUAAUAUAAAAAUAAAAACUGAUAUGAUACUUUACCGAGGAGCUGAAUUGAAUCCCGAACAAAUCGCUAUCUAUGAAAAAAUGGCUAAGAAGCGCGACGAAUAUCGAUCAUUUCAAACAUUUUUAUCAUGUACCCGAAAUCGUCAAAAAGCAGAAGAAUUUGGUAAUACUUUAUUCAUCAUGGAAGUAAUAGGUGCUUUUAUCGCUGAUCUUUGUGAAUUAUCUGAAUAUCCUAAUGAAGAAGAAGAACUUAUUAUGCCAGGUGUUUGUUUUCGUGUUAAACAAAUAAAUAAAUAUAUAUUUUAA